Messenger RNA from Magnusiomyces paraingens, 2193 nucleotides. RefSeq lists its product as uncharacterized. Gene Ontology annotation, molecular function: clathrin binding. NCBI's taxonomy places the organism in Eukaryota, Fungi, Ascomycota, Dipodascomycetes, Dipodascales, Dipodascaceae. Gene Ontology annotation, cellular component: membrane coat. The transcript is spliced from 3 exons. Bases 1 to 2193 code for a protein of 730 amino acids. Gene Ontology annotation, biological process: intracellular protein transport; vesicle-mediated transport. The record is from RefSeq and is a predicted model, not a curated record.
AUGAACACCAUAGAGCGUAAAAUAAGGAACGUUUUCCAAGCUCCCAAGAAAGGAGAGACUUUUGAACUUCGCAAAGGAUUGGUGUCUCAAUAUGCAUAUGAGAGAAAGGAGGCUAUUGAGCGAACAAUCUCGGCAAUGACUGUCGGUAAAGACGUUUCGGCUCUAUUCCCAGACGUUCUAAAGAACAUUGCCACUCACGAUCUUGAUCAAAAGAAACUUGUUUAUCUCUACCUCAUGAAUUACGCCAAAACCCACCCAGAACUUUGUAUUCUUGCCGUCAAUACUUUUGUCCAAGACUCCGAGGAUCCAAACCCCUUGGUCCGUGCGUUAGCCAUUCGAACCAUGGGCUGCAUUCGCGUCGAUAAAAUGGUUGACUACAUGGAACAUCCUCUUCGCAAAACUCUCAAGGAUGAGAACCCCUAUGUGCGCAAAACAGCCGCCAUUUGCGUCGCUAAACUUUUCGACCUCAACCCAGAGCUUUGCAUAGAAGAAGGCUUUGUUGCUGAGCUCCAACGUCUUUUGGGUGAUAAUAAUCCCAUGGUUGUCGCCAACACGGUCUCAGCCCUGGCUGAAAUCCAGGAAUCAGCUCCCGACACCAAGAGUUUUGUCAUCACCUCUACUGUUCUUAACAAACUUCUUUUGGCUUUGAACGAGUGCACAGAAUGGGGCCGCAUUGCUAUUCUUACCGCUUUGGCUCAAUACAAGUCGGUCAACCAAACUGAAGCCAUCCACAUUGUCGAGCGAGUUGUUCCUCAAUUUCAACAUGUUAACCCAAGUGUUGUUCUGGCCGCUAUUAAGGCUGUCAUUGCCCACCUAGACACACAAACACCAGAUUCCCGUGCUGCUCUGCUUAAGAAGAUGGGGCCUCCUCUCGUUACUCUUGUUUCGGCUGACCCAGAAGUCCAAUAUGUGGCUCUUAGAAAUAUCCAAAUCAUUUUGCAAAAGUUCCCCUCCAUUUUGGCUCGAGAGCUGAGGGUAUUUUUUUGCAAGUAUAAUGACCCGCCUUAUUUGAAGAUGGAGAAGCUAGAGAUUCUUGUCAAUAUCGCCAACUCUGGAAACUAUGGCCAGCUCUUGUCUGAGCUUCAUGAGUAUUCCAUGGAAGUUGAUAUGGACUUUGUUCGCCGUUCCAUCAAGGCCAUUGGCCAAGUCGCCAUCAAGAUUGAUGCGGCUGCCCCCAAGUGUGUGGAAAUUCUUGAGGAUUUACUGCGCAACAAGGCUGGUUAUGCUAUUCAGGAGAUUGUCAUUGUGAUGAGAGACAUUUUGCGCAAAUACAGAAACUUUGAGGGCGCAAUUGGGUCUCUAUUCCAAUAUCUUGAUGAUUUGGAUGAGCCUGAGGCCCGUGCCGCCAUCAUUUGGAUUAUGGGCGAAUACGCAGAUAGAAUAGACAAUAUUGCAGAGGUUUUGCAAGGAUACAUUUCGACUUUUAAGGAAGAGACUUCACAGGUGCAGCUCCAGCUAUUAACAGCAUGUGUCAAGGUUUACAUUAACAAGCCAGAAUCUGGCAAGCAGUUCCUUCAGAGCGUUUUACAAGCAGCAACAAGUCAGACAGAGAAUGCCGAUGUUAGAGACAGAGGCUAUAUUUACUGGAGAUUACUAUCAACGGAUGGCGAAGUUUCAAAGGAUGUUAUAUUAGCAACUAAGCCACCCUUGAACUCUACAAUCAUUCCUAUUCCUCAGGGUCUGUUGAAUGAGCUUUUAAGCGAGCUGUCCACUCUGGCGUCUGUGUAUCACAAACCAGUCAGUAGCUUUAUGGGUAGCGGCAGAUUUGGUGCGGCUGCGGUGCGGAAACUUGCGAUUGAGGAACAAAAGCAGCUGGCCAAGGAAGAGUACAUUGAUGCCGAUGCAGUUUCGCAUAACGGUGCUAAGGUGAAUGUUGAGAAUUUGUUGGAUCUUGAUUUUGACUCAGAACCCAGUGCGCCUAUUGUUUCCUCUGGCUCGCACGAAUCCAAUGAGCUUGCUGGAGUGUUUUCAGAUGGCGGCAAUAAGACGGCAAGUUCGGGCGCUAAUGGCAAGCCCAGCAACAGUGAUAUACUGAGUCUUUUUGGCAACAGCGGCAGUACUAAUAACACUGGCGUUGGGUCUACUACAGGUGCAUUUAACAAUCUCAGCAUUAAUUCUGGUAACGCCGGUGCCCCAGCAAGCGCCCCCAGUAAUGCUCCUAAGACUAAUGAAGAUUUGCUGAGUCUUUUUUAA